AUGGCAGUGGAUACCCCUGACGACGUGUAUCUGGCCAAAUACACUUCCUUCAUCACCUAUAGUGGACCGCUGACCAAGCUGCCUGCUGCUACUGCUACUCGCGCCCUGCCGUUGGCGCGUGUGUUAACCCCUUCCCUCAUUACCUACCUACGCCUCCUCUUCCUCUUCCUCUUCGCCUACGUCGUGGAUACGUUUGUGUUCGUACUGGUUUCGGAUCUGGAUUCGUACAGGACCGCCUCCUCCAGGACGCUGCCAGGGAAUCAUAACCUGAAUGAUGCCACAGGUUCCAUAGCCUUGGGCGGGAGUCGUCCGGACGAACGGGGUGACGGCCCCAUCCCCUCGCCGUCGCUGGCGCUGCUUCGUCGCGUCGGCCAGUUCGUGGUGACACCUCUCUUCACACACGUCCUGGCUGACUCCACUGGUCGCGCAACCUUCAACUUCACAGCGCCACAAAACCUGGGAACGUUUGUAAUCCGGGCUUUUGCCGCCGCCGGCUCUGUGGCCAAGUACGGCUCCGGGGAGAGCAAAUUGGUUGUACGGCGCAGCCUGUCCCUCACCCCUAGCGUACCGGCCUUUGUUCGUGUUGGCGACGUCUUCGAGGGCGGAGUUGUAGUCACUGUGGGCUCUGCACCCGCCACCGUCACCGUCAGUCUGCAGGUGCUUUCCGGCAACAGCCUCCGGGUAGUAGGUACUCUGGUCAAGCAGGUGACCUUCACCGGCGGCAGCGGGGGAGACCUCCAGGAGGAGCGAGCCUCCCUGCUCAAGCUAAAAGCAACUACAGAUAUUAACCGCCGGGAACCGUUACCCGGGGCUCAUAACCUGUUGGUCCGCUUCAAUUUCAACGCCACAGCAGUUGGUACGACAAGUCUGGUGUUUAGCGCCAGUGAUGGCGUGCUGAUCGGCGGUGGGCGAGACUCUCUGCAAUUGGAAAUCGACGUGGAGGGUCAGCAAGGGGCGGUGUGGAUAGCCACAUCAUAUCCCCUGGCCGGAGCCGCCACCCCAUCGAAUCCCACCAACAGCACUGUCAGCUGGGUGGAUGGAUUGGAACUUCCGGCGACCGUACCGGGUAGCGGCGGUCUGACCUUGUCAGCUGGUGUCGGCUAUUUGCCAGCUCUUGCUGCGUUGUACGACAACAUACUGGUUUCGGAGUCCUGGAGGACGGAACCUUACGCACAGCCAGCAGUGCUAUGGGCGACACUGCCUGCCGUACUGUCGUACUACGGUCAAACCGUUAACGGCAGCCAGGCGACGGAGGUUACAGCGGCAGUUUCCGAUUUGAACACUCUCACAGAUCCCGUGUACGGCUUGUGUUGGACCACAUAUUCUAGGUUUAGCGGUUGGUGGACCAGAAGGACCGACGUCUACCUCAACACUUGGGCGCUCUUCGUGGUCAAUUUCCACGCAGCUGUCGUACCGUCUGUCGUACCGGACGUUUUGGCGCCCAAAUGGCGUCAGGCGUUGGAGACGCAGGUGGUGGCGGACGACUGGGAAGCUCGGUCGUACAACUCGUCGUACAGCGACUGGAACAUGCUGGCGUGGAUUCGGCUGGCGUUGGGCGCUGAUUGGAAGCCCGAUGCAGUCGCCAGCGCGGACAACCUCACCCUGUGGCACGUCUCCCUGGAGCGAACUCUGGCCGUGUAUAGGGACCAGGAGACACGGUGGCAGUUUGACAGACAGACCCGUAUGGUACUAUCGCUGGUGCUGCUGAGCAUGGGCGACGAAAAUCCGGAACCUGGCCUGGUGGAUGAAACAGUAACGGAAGUCGUAUCGUCGCUACACACCCAAGGCCGUACAGUUUAUCUGGGCGUCGGCCCCGGUAUCUCCGCAACAGCCUCCCCGGAGGAGCAGGCGCUGGCACUGCUACUGCUGCUCCGCUCCGGAGUCGACGUUCCUGCUUUCACGUCUAGGCUUGCAAACUACAUCGCCAGCCCUUCAAGCGCUGGCAGAGGCGGCGGCAUAUUCCUCAACCUUUACCCUUCCUUAAGUGCUCAGGCACUGGCUGUGGCGGCGCUGACGGAGUACGACAGAUCGAGGGGUAGCAGCGAACCCAACCUGGACUUGAGGGCUUCGGUCGGAAGCCUCAAUGUACUGCAGGCGUCCUUCCGUGUCAACGAAACACGCCCCGUCACGUCCUACACAACGUGGGAAGCCAUGCCGCCCUCCUCCCGGGGCAAGCCUCGGUUGCUGUCCGUAGAGGCCAACGGUACCGGAGAAGCUUUCCUCUCUGCCGCCAUCCGCUUUAUCCCCGUAGCGCUACCCCCGUUCCCCACAUACCGAGGAAUUGCCGUCGAGCUUGUCGUACAACUCGUUGACCCGCUCACUGGUCGGCCGACGGGCCCUCACCUCGCUGCCGUACCUCUCGGUUCCGUUGUAGCGUUAACCGUCCAACUUACAACCCCCGACGAUCUCAGCGCGGUCACCCUUUCCGUUAUGAUGCCUGGUGGUUUGGAACCUAUGGAUCCAAAUCUGGUUCCUGAUGCGGCAUCGCCGUGCUUCAUCAGCUGGUUUGGGUCGAACGAGUGGCAGUACUGCUUCCCGCGAUGGUGGUGGUGGCCGGUGUGCCCGGCUCAGGAAACCCGGCCGUCGCUGGUAACGUUCUCUUACGCCGCGCUUCGUGCCGGUACCACCACAGCCACGGUUAAAGCUGUGGCGGCGACUGCAGGCACGUUUGUCGUACCACCUGUACGAGCAUCGGUAGACGAGCAGCCGGAGGUGAUGGGUAUGACGGCGGGUGGUAGUUUGACGGUGUGCGAUGGAUGCUCCGGCGCCACGCCGGCGCCCCCGCCUCGCGCCCCUAAGGCCUGUCCCGCGGACUGCAGCGGCAACGGAGUUUGCAACUUGCUGAGGGGGAUGCAAUCUUGCAUCAUCAUCAUCAUUAUCAUCAUCAUCAUCAUCGUCACCAUCAUCACCAUCAUCACCAUCGUCACCAUCAUCAUCACCAUCACCAUCACCAUCAUCACCAUCAUCAUCAUUAUCAUCAUCAUCAUCGUCAUCGCACCCUACCUACCGUCCUCCGCCUCCCCCUUUUUCCGGCGCGUGCCUUAA
Volvox carteri f. nagariensis is the source of this 3045-nucleotide messenger RNA. RefSeq lists its product as uncharacterized. NCBI's taxonomy places the organism in Eukaryota, Viridiplantae, Chlorophyta, Chlorophyceae, Chlamydomonadales, Volvocaceae. Bases 1 to 3045 code for a protein of 1014 amino acids. The record is from RefSeq and is a predicted model, not a curated record. Gene Ontology annotation, molecular function: endopeptidase inhibitor activity. The transcript has 18 exons.